Molecule: messenger RNA, 1608 nt
Organism: Saprolegnia parasitica CBS 223.65
Lineage: Eukaryota; Oomycota; Saprolegniomycetes; Saprolegniales; Saprolegniaceae
Exons: 8
Coding region: 1-1608 (535 amino acids)
Biological process (GO): dolichyl monophosphate biosynthetic process
Cellular component (GO): endoplasmic reticulum membrane
Molecular function (GO): dolichol kinase activity
Source: RefSeq, a predicted model, not a curated record
AUGCAGGCCCGUGUCGCCGUCGAAGCCUCCAUCUUUGGCGUCGCCAUCGCUUGGCUCUACGCAGCUUCAUCCCAUCUGCACGUGCUCGAUGCACUGCCGCAGCUGCAGCCUCUCCUCGCUUGCCUCAUGGCCAUGCUCGUCGCUGGCACCGUCGCGACGAUGCGAGCGCAUGUCUACCUACCUCUUGAAACCAUCGCUCGCACUCGGCCUGAAAACGAUACCGGUAUCCUCGUCGGCGCCGUGUUGCUGCCGCUAGUGGGUUGCAGUCGGCUCCUCGUCGCCGUUGCCGAGACGUCGACGCUCGACGCGUAUGCACUUGUAUUGCUCGUCUGCGUCAUGGUGCUGUCUCUCUCGACGCUCGUGCGCCUCGUAGCCCACGCGCCAUGGUCGCUGUCGCCCACAGCACUGUGGGAGCCGUUGCUUGUACAGAUUCUGUCCCGCUUUUUGCCUUUGGACUACCUACACGGAACGUCUGUGUGGCCGCUCCACGCGGCCUUGGCCGUCUACAACCUUCUUUUGCGCUACGGCCUCGCCGCGCUUCCCCGAUCCUUUACGUUUGGCGAAGCCAUGGUGCUUUCGCAGGGCAUGUCCCUUGUCGUUGUCGACAGUGUUUUCUACACUCUGCAGUCGAUGGCACUCUUUGACGCCGGGAUUCCGAUCCACGAGCCAACGACGAUUGUCAUUCAGCUCGUGCUCGUCUCGGGCGUUGCGCUUGGCGUCCUCUGCACGCCGCUCUUUCGACGGUACGGUGCGCCGUCGCCUCAGAAGCCGUCGCCGCCCUUGCCGCUGCGGCCAACGCUCCUCUUUGGCGGUCUGGUUGCAGCCGUGGGCGUCGUGUUUCUUGUCUGGAGCUCGUUCCUCUUGCGCGAGUCGAUUCUCCACUGGCUUUUUGCACGCAUCUCGACGCCCAGUGCGCUGCGCGUCCUUGCGUGUUGGGCUCUGCUUCUUGGCGUCGUCGUACCGCUUUGUCCGUGGAUCGCAUCGACCCUCGGCCUCCGGCAGAUCGUCGCGCGGAAGCUCUACCACUUUCUCGCGGUCGCCUUGUUUCUACCGGCCAGCCUCCUCGACAUGGACCUCCUCCGCCUCAGCUACGCGAUUGCGAUUGGUCUCUUCUUCAUUCUCGAGUGCGUCCGAGCGCUGUCCGUGCCGCCAAUGGGCCGUCCGAUUGCAGCUUUCAUGCGCGCGUACUUGGACCAUCGCGACGACGGACGCAUUGUGCUGAGCCACACGUACCUCUUGCUGGGCUGCGCGCUCCCGAGCUGGCUCUGCCCCACCGCGUCGACUGUGCUCCUCGCCAACACGGGUGUCCUUGCUUUAGGGAUUGGCGAUGCCAUGGGCGCGGUGGUCGGCUCGAGCGUUGGCCGAACCAAAGUGUGCGGAACGAAAACGUUGGAGGGAAGCGUCGCGGUGUUUAUCUCGAUGGUGCUCUUUGCGUACGCAGCCGUUCCUUCUGCGCACCCGUGGGCGACUCCAGUCUUUCUCGGGUUUCUCUGGAGCACGUGGCUCACGACCGCGCUCGAGGCAGUGACGUGCCAGAUCGACAACUUGGUGCUGCCGCUCUUCUACUUUGCAACGUGCUGCAUCACGCAAGCGUACGCACGCGGGUAA